Molecule: messenger RNA, 288 nt
Organism: Sporothrix schenckii 1099-18
Lineage: Eukaryota; Fungi; Ascomycota; Sordariomycetes; Ophiostomatales; Ophiostomataceae
Exons: 1
Coding region: 1-288 (95 amino acids)
Source: RefSeq, a predicted model, not a curated record
AUGGACUUUGUUAGUUACAUUGACAGGCGGCCUAAAUUGAACGACGAGGAUGAUGCCACCGGCAGUGGUCAUUACGACAGCGACGACGAUGAUAUGGGUGAUGCCGUCGGCAACAUGGCGUUCUCAAAUCUCGUUCUUCCCCGAGGACACAAACGCAUGGUAUUGUCUCUUGUGUCCCAGCACUUUCGAAACAAAGCAUCCCAGACCCACCGCGACGACAGGUUGGACAUUGUCAAAGGCAAAGGUACAGCUUUGCUGUCUGGACAUUCCAUUUCGAUGCAAAUAUAA